UUUUUUUUUCUUGUCAUUUCUUUUUCUUGCUUAUGAUAAUAGUGAAAUUUUUAUUACAGUAUAAUGUCUGCCCCAAUUCCAGCUACUUAUUCAGACAUUGGCAAAUCUGCUAGCGAUCUAUUUGGCAAGGACUUCCCGGUCGGCUCAUUUAAGCUCGAGUCUAAAACUACUGCCCCCAAUGGUGUGUCUUUCACCCUUACUGGCCUGAAAGACACGAAGAGCGGCAAUAUUAAUGGAGAACUUAAAUCUAAAUAUUAUUAUCCAAAGAGAGGUGGAACGUUUACUGGAAGUUGGACUACAAGUAACAUAUUAAAUGGACAAGUUGAACUUGAAAAUAGUCUUGCAAAAGGUCUUAAAUUAGAUUUAGUUGCUAACAUUCAACCGGCAAGUGGAAAUAGAAAUGUUAGAGGAGGUUUCACUUUUAAACAACCAGGGCUUCAUACAAAGGUUUAUCUUGAUGCUCUUAAAGGCCCUACUUUCCAAGGAGAUAUCGUAGUUGGCCAUGAAGGAUUUCUUAUUGGUUCGGAGGGUUGUUAUGACGUUUUGGAAGGAAAACUAACCCGUUAUGGUGUUACGGCGGGUUAUACUCAUCCUGAAUAUAACGUUGCCCUUCGCGUAACUAAUUCAUUGUCUGCUUAUACUCUUUUAUAUUAUCAUCGUGUGAGCUCUGAAAUUGAAGCCGGUGCUAAGGCUCAUUGGGAUAGCCAAACGAAUAAUCCUUCAGUUAAUUUGGAGUUUGGUGCCAAAUAUUUCUUGGAUCGUGAUGCUUUUAUCAAAGGUAAAGUUGAUAGUACUGGUAAAGUUGGUAUUGGAUACACACAAGCACUCCGUCCUGGCGUUAAGAUCUCAUUGGGAGGAAGCAUUGACACGUCUCGUUUGAAUGAAAAUGCACAUCGUUUCGGCAUUUCUAUUAAUUUAGAAUCUUAAUAUGUUGGUCUAAAUUUCAAAUUUUGACUUUCAAAUUGCUAAAAAAUAUAUAAUAUAUAAUUUUGCGUUAUAAUCACCGGUAUACAUAUAUUUGUUAAAUAAUUUUAAAUUAUUAAAGAAUUUAAAGAAUAUAUGCAUAACCUAUCUUUUACCUUAUUGUUAUAUUGUAUUUUUUGUGUUCCAUAAUCUCUUUCUUACCUUUUCAGACACGACAAAUAUAACUUUCUGAUAUGGUAAAAUAUCUAACCCAACGCUGGGGAGGUAUUGACUUAUUUUUUUCGUAAACUUUUAAUUUUCGGAUUUGAAUAUUAGAACAAGUGUAAUUUGGAAUAUCAAAUUCAAGACUAUUAAAUGGGUUCAAUUAUUAGU
Rhizophagus irregularis DAOM 181602=DAOM 197198 is the source of this 1296-nucleotide messenger RNA. RefSeq lists its product as uncharacterized. Gene Ontology annotation, biological process: monoatomic anion transmembrane transport. Gene Ontology annotation, cellular component: mitochondrial outer membrane. The record is from RefSeq and is a predicted model, not a curated record. Lineage: Eukaryota; Fungi; Glomeromycota; Glomeromycetes; Glomerales; Glomeraceae. Gene Ontology annotation, molecular function: voltage-gated monoatomic anion channel activity.